AUGGAGCAAUAUGUGGGCCAACAGAAGCCUCUGCUGUUUCUAGCUGUAUACGAAGUGGACGACGAAAGGGACGACGAAAGGGACGACGAAAGGGACGACGAAAGGGACGACGAAAGGGACGACGAAAGGGACGACGAAAGGGACGACGAAAGGGACGACGAAAGGGACGACGAAAGGGACGACGAAAGGGACGACGAAAGGGACGACGAAAGGGACGACGAAAGGGACGACGAAAGGGACGACGAAAGGGACGACGAAAGGGACGACGAAAGGGACGACGAAAGGGACGACGAAAGGGACGACGAAAGGGACGACGAAAGGGACGACGAAAGGGACGACGAAAGGGACGACGAAAGGGACGACGAAAGGGACGACGAAAGGGACGACGAAAGGGACGACGAAAGGGACGACGAAAGGGACGACGAAAGGGACGACGAAAGGGACGACGAAAGGGACGACGAAAGGGACGACGAAAGGGACGACGAAAGGGACGACGAAAGGGACGACGAAAGGGACGACGAAAGGGACGACGAAAGGGACGACGAAAGGGACGACGAAAGGGACGACGAAAGGGACGACGAAAGGGACGACGAAAGGGACGACGAAAGGGACGACGAAAGGGACGACGAAAGGGACGACGAAAGGGACGACGAAAGGGACGACGAAAGGGACGACGAAAGGGACGACGAAAGGGACGACGAAAGGGACGACGAAAGGGACGACGAAAGGGACGACGAAAGGGACGACGAAAGGGACGACGAAAGGGACGACGAAAGGGACGACGAAAGGGACGACGAAAGGGACGACGAAAGGGACGACGAAAGGGACGACGAAAGGGACGACGAAAGGGACGACGAAAGGGACGACGAAAGGGACGACGAAAGGGACGACGAAAGGGACGACGAAAGGGACGACGAAAGGGACGACGAAAGGGACGACGAAAGGGACGACGAAAGGGACGACGAAAGGGACGACGAAAGGGACGACGAAAGGGACGACGAAAGGGACGACGAAAGGGACGACGAAAGGGACGACGAAAGGGACGACGAAAGGGACGACGAAAGGGACGACGAAAGGGACGACGAAAGGGACGACGAAAGGGACGACGAAAGGGACGACGAAAGGGACGACGAAAGGGACGACGAAAGGGACGACGAAAGGGACGACGAAAGGGACGACGAAAGGGACGACGAAAGGGACGACGAAAGGGACGACGAAAGGGACGACGAAAGGGACGACGAAAGGGACGACGAAAGGGACGACGAAAGGGACGACGAAAGGGACGACGAAAGGGACGACGAAAGGGACGACGAAAGGGACGACGAAAGGGACGACGAAAGGGACGACGAAAGGGACGACGAAAGGGACGACGAAAGGGACGACGAAAGGGACGACGAAAGGGACGACGAAAGGGACGACGAAAGGGACGACGAAAGGGACGACGAAAGGGACGACGAAAGGGACGACGAAAGGGACGACGAAAGGGACGACGAAAGGGACGACGAAAGGGACGACGAAAGGGACGACGAAAGGGACGACGAAAGGGACGACGAAAGGGACGACGAAAGGGACGACGAAAGGGACGACGAAAGGGACGACGAAAGGGACGACGAAAGGGACGACGAAAGGGACGACGAAAGGGACGACGAAAGGGACGACGAAAGGGACGACGAAAGGGACGACGAAAGGGACGACGAAAGGGACGACGAAAGGGACGACGAAAGGGACGACGAAAGGGACGACGAAAGGGACGACGAAAGGGACGACGAAAGGGACGACGAAAGGGACGACGAAAGGGACGACGAAAGGGACGACGAAAGGGACGACGAAAGGGACGACGAAAGGGACGACGAAAGGGACGACGAAAGGGACGACGAAAGGGACGACGAAAGGGACGACGAAAGGGACGACGAAAGGGACGACGAAAGGGACGACGAAAGGGACGACGAAAGGGACGACGAAAGGGACGACGAAAGAGAUGACGAAAGAGAUGACGACGGAGACGACGACGGAGACGACGACAGAGACAAGAAUGACAAUGGCAACAAACGUGUUGAGAAAGCCGGGACUUACAUCUGCCCCAAGAGCGAAUGCUCGAGACGGAAGGCGGACAAACAAUUCAAGGACUUUUCUCGGCACUAUCUUACUCGUAAUUACCCCAUUUCUCCUUCGGUGCAGGACAUUGUUGACGAUGACAGAUGUUUCAUGCAAUGUCUCUUGCCUUGGUUGAAAAAGAACCAAUACCAGGCGAUGGAUCAUAUAAUCAGAGAAGCAACGGAGAGGGCAUCUCGCGAGACUCAGGCCAUUUUGAGACGUCGUGACAUGGAUCAAUCAAAACCACGAAAGAAGGCAAGACUAAGGAGAGGCACUCCGAAUUCCGGAGGCCCAGCAGAUGUGGGAACGAUGACGAACAACAAUCAUACAUACCCGGGAGAUAAUCAGCCCAACGCACAGAAUGACGCCACAGUCAAUGACGAACUUACGAACCCAUAUAGCAAGGCUACACCACAAAGCCCAGCUAUAGAAAGCAUGCAGUAUCCCUAUAGCAUGGGCCAACCUUUUGCAAACACCCGGUGUCACAUGGGACAGAAUGCCUCGGGCUCAAGUUUCCUCAUACAAGCUUCUGCCUUAACCCCUGGCUUUGAUAUCGAUAAUUUCGGUGCCCCAGCGUCAGGAGAGCCAGCUUCUGCCUUGCCCUCUAGCUUCAAUUUCUACAAUAUGGAUGGCUCCAGCAUUUCUACCAAUGCUGUCGACCGGGGUGCCCCAGCGUUAGGAGAGCCAGUUUCUGUCUUGCCCUCUAGCUUCAAUUUCUACAAUAUGGAUGGCUCCAGCAUUUCUACCAAUACUGUCGAUGGUUCAUUUGCCGAUCAGUAUCAGAACCCCCCAGCCGUAGGAAGCUCCAGCCUUUCUACCAAUACUGAUUUGCAUGCUAUCACAAAGGAAUGUCUUUGA
Metarhizium acridum CQMa 102 is the source of this 2952-nucleotide messenger RNA. The record is from RefSeq and is a predicted model, not a curated record. NCBI's taxonomy places the organism in Eukaryota, Fungi, Ascomycota, Sordariomycetes, Hypocreales, Clavicipitaceae.